Molecule: messenger RNA, 700 nt
Organism: Trachymyrmex septentrionalis
Lineage: Eukaryota; Metazoa; Arthropoda; Insecta; Hymenoptera; Formicidae
Product: leucine-rich repeat-containing protein 30-like
Exons: 4
Coding region: 85-591 (168 amino acids)
Molecular function (GO): protein binding
Source: RefSeq, a predicted model, not a curated record
GUAUCACAUAAUUGUUUGAAAUGGCGAGAUGGAUGGUCAUGGCUAAAAGAAGCACGUAUUAAGAGAACUCUACGUUUUCUAGAUAUGAGUAAUAAUUCAUUGUUCGAAUUAUCGGAAUUUAUCUGGAAUUUGACUGCUUUAGAGGAAUUGAACAUAAGUCACAACUUUUUGGGACAUUUACCACAAGGCAUUAAAAAACGACCUGUUCAAAAUCUUAGGACUUUGGAUUUAUCGCAUAACUUGUUAAAAUAUCUACCAAUUGAAAUAAAUAGGUUGAAAUUGCAAACUAUAAAUAUUUCAAUGAAUCCAUUCUUUGUUCGCGAUGAAGAAAAUUGGCAAGGUGCGGUAAUGUUUUCAAGCCUUUCUCAGUUAGCAGCUAAAAUACUGCGUCUAUAUUGCAGAAAUAGAGAAAUUUUUCGAUCGGAUAAAAUGACUCAACUUAUAUAUAGAAAUACAUUCAAGUGCUUAGAUUGCAAUAACAUUUGUGCAACUACCUAUUUGUACACAGCGUGUCAAGCACGUCGUUUCAUGGUUCCAAUAGCUCCAAACAUAAUAAAACAUGCAGUAGAUUGGUCAAUGAGAUGUUACUAAACGGAGAUUUGUUUAAAACGCGGGAUACGCCCUCUCUACUCCGCUUCAUUCUCCGAUUUUUUUCUGGAGUAAACUGAACUAUCGUGACAUUUCUGACUAGAGGUAGUCG